This is a messenger RNA of Mauremys reevesii (Reeves's turtle), 937 nucleotides long. Its product is annotated as chemokine-like receptor 1. Gene Ontology annotation, cellular component: plasma membrane. Gene Ontology annotation, biological process: inflammatory response; positive regulation of cytosolic calcium ion concentration; phospholipase C-activating G protein-coupled receptor signaling pathway. NCBI's taxonomy places the organism in Eukaryota, Metazoa, Chordata, Testudines, Geoemydidae. The transcript has a single exon. The record is from RefSeq and is a predicted model, not a curated record. Bases 68 to 925 code for a protein of 285 amino acids. Gene Ontology annotation, molecular function: G protein-coupled receptor activity; complement receptor activity.
CAUCUCCGCUGUCUCCACCGAGCCCUGAGGAGAAGAAGGGGAUAUUGUGACUGCAACUCUUCCAAGAAUGCUGUUCAUAAUCAUCUGUCGGGUACUUGCUGACAUGGCCUUCCUUGCCGGGGUGCCGUUGAACUGCUACAUCCUCUUUGUCACCGGCUGCUGUAUGGGUAGGACGGCCAGCACCGUGUGGUUCCUGAACCGGUCUGUGGGAGAUUUCAUCUUUCUCAUCUUCCUGCAUCUCAGAUUCAUAUUCUUCCUAGACUUAAACUGGGCCACGAUGCUGAGCAACAUCAUCACCUCCCUACACAUGUUCUCCAGCGCCUUCCUCCUCACGGCCCUCAGUGUCGAUCGCUGCAUCCUCGUGGCACGCCCUGAGUGGGCCCGGAACCACUGCACACCCCGCUUGGCUUUCAUGAUUGUUUUGGUCAUAUGGGCCCUGUCUGUUCGGUUCAGCUUGCGGUACGGUGAUCUCUGGGAAUCCCUCCUCUCACCUGCCAGCAGAAGCAUGAAUUUCCAUCCAGAUGCAGGGAGGGUGAAGGCUGCAGUUGUGUUCCAGUUCCUGGUUGGGUUUCUGAUCCCAUUAGCCUUGAUCUUGAUCCCAACCUUCUACAUUGUUCUAGCUGCCAAGCUGAGGAGGAACAGGCUGAUCCAGUCCACCAAGCCACUCAAGAUCCUUCUUGGCUUGAUCCCAACCUUUUUCCUCUGCUGGCUGCCGUAUCACGUCAUCUUCUUCCUGCAGAUCUCAGCUACUUACCCUCCAUCUCUGGACACGGUAAAUGUUGUUAUUUCAGUCCUGGCAUAUUUCAGCGCUUUACUCAACCCCAUCUUCUACCUCACCAUGGAGGAAGAGUAUCUGAGUUACCAGCAACAUGCACGCAGCCGAAUAGGGGAACGGAUCGAAUUGUCAAUAUUUGCAUUAAGAUAGGUGAAAAAUUCU